AUGACUCUCACUGGUUUAGUAGCUUCAGAUCUAAUCGAGAAAGCCAUUGCAGCACCAGUAGACGUAGUAUCAUUUCCUAAUAAGGAGAAGGCAGAAGAAGAACCAAAGUGGCCUUUUGAGAAUUCCAUUACUGAAGUUAUUUUGGCGAAAGGAGCAACAUGGAGGGUGGUAUAUCUAAGCCGGAUAAAACCGAAUUCACAGAAUGCUGGAGAACAACUUGGAAAACUCCUUAUAUUAUGCGACUUGCUUUAUCGGCUGGCAUCGGUGGCCUCUUGUGUUAUUUCUGGUGCAUCACUUUACAUUCGAGACGACUUCAAAUCUGUUGACAGGCACACAUGGUUGCAGGAAACAAUUGUGAGCAUGGCUGUAGCAGGAGCUAUUAUUGGUGCUGCUGUUGGUGGUUGGAUCAAUGACAAGUAUGGUCGAAAAAAAUCUAUUCUUCUAGCCGAUAUCUUGUUCUUUUGUGGUGCAAUAGUCAUGUGCGCUGCUCCAGCGCCAUGGAUGAUAAUCCUUGGGCGAAUAUUAGUUGGUUUGGGAGUGGGGAUGGCUUCCAUGACAGCACCCCUUUAUAUUUCUGAAGCUUCUCCUGCUAGAAUUCGAGGAGCAUUAGUUAGCACAAACGGUUUGCUAAUUACAGGAGGACAAUUUUUAGCAUAUCUUAUUAACUUAGCAUUCACCAAGGCACCUGGAACCUGGCGAUGGAUGCUUGGGGUAGCAGGAGUUCCGGCCGUCGUUCAAUUCAUUUUAAUGUUGUCACUUCCCGAGUCUCCCCGAUGGUUAUAUAGACAGGACAAGGUUAAGGAAGCUAGGGCUAUUUUAGAGAAAAUUUAUCCUCCGAAUGAAGUCGAGGAUGAAAUGAAUGCUCUACAAUUAUCUAUUGAAGAGGAGAAGGCUGAGGAAGGUUCGAUCGGUGACAACGUCCUUUCCAAACUAAAGAGUGCGUGGGGUAACGUAGUUGUGCGUCGGGGCCUAUAUGCAGGUAUAACCGUUCAAGUUGCUCAACAAUUUGUGGGUAUAAACACCGUCAUGUACUAUAGUCCCACGAUUGUUCAGCUGGCCGGAUUUGCUUCAAACAAGACAGCAUUGGCACUUUCUCUGAUCACAUCCGGUCUUAAUGCUGUCGGCUCCAUUGUUAGUAUGUUUUUCGUUGACAGAUUCGGGAGGCGAAGAUUGAUGAUUAUCUCUAUGUUUGGAAUUAUAAUCUGCCUUGUCACAUUAUCUAUCAUGUUUUAUGAAACUUCAAUUCAUUCUCCACGAGUUAACAGCCUUGAAUCCCUUCACUUUGGUAGAAAUUCCACAUGUCCAAGUUUCUUACAAGCCCCUGAUGCAUCAUCUUGGAACUGCAUGUCGUGCUUGAAAGCCUCGUCCCACUGUGCCUUUUGUGCUAAUGGAGAUAACAAAUAUCAUCCUGGAGCAUGCUUGGCUUUAACAGAUGCUAUACGAGGUUCAUGUCGUCAAGAACGUCGUACUUGGUACACGAAAGGUUGCCCUUCCAAAUUUGGUUUUUUUGCAGUUCUACUUCUGGGACUAUAUAUUAUAUCGUACUCGCCUGGAAUGGGAACAGUCCCAUGGAUUGUGAAUUCUGAAAUAUAUCCAUUGAGAUACAGAGGGUUGGGUGGAGGAAUCGCAGCAGUUUCUAAUUGGGUUUCUAAUCUGAUAGUGAGCGAGACAUUCUUAACACUAACAGAAGCUCUUGGUUCUGGUGGCACAUUUCUUUUGUUUGCUGGUUUCUCGUUUCUUGGACUUGUCGCUAUAUUUUUCCUAGUACCUGAAACAAAAGGAUUGCAAUUUGAAGAGGUAGAAAAGAUGCUGGAAAAGGGCUUCAAACCAAGGAUUUGUUGCUGCAACAAACCAGAGGAGGAGGAUACAAAGUAA
Molecule: messenger RNA, 1875 nt
Organism: Fraxinus pennsylvanica
Lineage: Eukaryota; Viridiplantae; Streptophyta; Magnoliopsida; Lamiales; Oleaceae
Source: the annotation of a GenBank genome assembly